Molecule: messenger RNA, 2787 nt
Organism: Plasmodium knowlesi strain H
Lineage: Eukaryota; Apicomplexa; Aconoidasida; Haemosporida; Plasmodiidae
Product: P-loop containing nucleoside triphosphate hydrolase, putative
Exons: 1
Coding region: 1-2787 (928 amino acids)
Source: RefSeq, a predicted model, not a curated record
AUGAGGGUGUUCAUCCACAACGUAAAUACAUACACAGGGAGUUGUUUGUGCGAAACAUUUAGCGAGGUGAAGAACGAAAAGACGGAAAUUUACGGAACGCUAGUAGAAACAAGCAAAGGAAAAAAUGGGAUCAAGUAUGACUAUGGAAAAGCUACAAAAGUCGUGUCCAAGAUCCCCAAAGACAAUAUUUUGAAGCACUUAGUACAAUGCGACUUAAUCAUCUUCGACCUGAACAAUACGAACGUGGAGGAAUUAGAAUAUAUCAUACGGAAAGUGAAGUAUGAGAAGUUAAAGAAAGACACCACCUUGGUCCUCAUCUCCUCCAUAAUGACUUGGAACAAAACAAAAAGAAAAUUCUUGAAACAAGUAGACAGCUUCAACAGUGCAACAGGUGGAGAAACAAAAGAGAAAAAGAACCCAACGGAAGAGCCUCUCUCCGAUGGAAGCAUUAAACAUAUCAACGUUCCGGAAAUCUUCACCGAAAAGGAUUACAUGAAGAGAACCCCUUCUAGACAAUACGAACAACACAAAACCAUUGAGACAUUAAUUUUAUCGCUCAACUCAAAGAAUAAGCUAAACACCUAUGUAGUAGCAUCAGGAAUUCUGUACGGUAACGGAGAAAAUGUGUUCUAUCCCAUUUUCAAAAAUGCAUGGCUAAGUGCAGACAAUCAGAUAAUAGAUAGAGGCAAUAACUUUAUUCCGCUCAUUCACGUGAAAGGCCUGUGUCAGUUUCUGAAGGAGCUGUACUCGAGACAACCUGCAAGGAAGUAUCUUAUAGCUGUAGAUAACGAACAUGUAACGCAGAAGACAAUAAUUAAAACGAUUGGUAACUUCAUCUCUGGAAACUCCACCUACCUUAGCGUAUCUCCUCAUAAUUCCUUUCUCUUUGAUCACGCGGAGGUUAUGUGUGUCAAUUUGAGGUUCGCCUGUUCGCAAUUAGGUGAAGAGGGAGGUGAGCGCGGCGAACAGAUCGAUAGGCCGAAGGAAAAGGAUAAGAAGGUAGAUGAAGAAGAAAACGACGAUGACAAUUAUGAUGAUGAGGAGGAGGAAGAGGAGGAUGACAAAAGUGAUGAGGAUGAUGAACACAAAGAUGUGGACAAAUCAGACGACCAGCAAGGUCAGGAAGAACCAGAUAUGGCUGAACACGCUGACAAUACACACUCCGCGAAGAAGAAGAAGAAGAAGAAGACAACCAAUCAGGAGGGACAAGAAAAUGAGAAAGGAUUCACAUUCCAUUGUUCAGACGGAUUUACCAAAAACAUUUCCACCCUAGCCAAGGAGUUCUGUCAAUACAGAAAUCUGAAGCAACUAAAGGUUCUAAUACUGGGUUUGCCGGGGGUUGGCAAAACAUUCAUUGCCAAAAGAAUAUGCCACCACUAUAAUUUGAAAUUCUGUUCCAUCCCCUCCCUCAUCGAGGAGUGCAAGGAGACGGGGUACGACUUUCCGGAGUACUACAAGGAGUACUUGAAUCGUGUAAAUGAAGAACAUGAGGGGAAAAAGAGAAAAAACGGAAAGGCUAAUACAACGGCAAAUGCAAAGGCAAGUGCAAUGCAAACUACCAAGCUGACUCUACCAGACUUGACAUUCAUGUUUUACAAAAAGCUUCAAAGCAAUGAGUGCAAAUUUAGGGGGUUCGUUUUGGAUUUCUUCCCUCGAAAUUAUGAAGAGGCGGAAUACUUCUUUGGUACCCACAGAGGAGAUUGGAGAACAGUUAACAGCACGAACGAACAGGAGAAGGAGGAAGGGGAGGGUGAAGUAGGCGGAGAUAGCCAUGGGAAGGGAGAAGAUCAGGUCGACCAAGCGGAAGAUGCGAACGAAACGGAUGAAUCGGUCAAAGUAGACGAAACGGAGGAUGAUAAUUCGUCGGAGAAAGAUGAGAAUGAAUCAGACCAUGAGGAAACUCCCCAAGGAAAAAACACCCCAUCCAAUGGUCAACCGAACUCAACAGAGGUACCCCCAAAUGGAAACUCAAAUCAGAACCCCGAUGGGUUGACCGACCGACUGACCGAGGAGGCAGACAAUAAUUCUUUCUUUCCGGAAUUCGUCAUUAUUCUGAAAUCCCCUGAAGAGCUGUGCAGAAGCAGAAUGAUGAAUCUGCCAGAGGAAGAAAUAAUAAAAGGGCACAACGACGAAAGUGGGUUCGAAAGAAGGCACAAAAAAUAUGUCAAAGAAAACUGCAGAAAUGAUUACUUUGAAUUUGAUCAAAAGAAAUCUAUCGAAGACUACUUCCUGGAGAGAGACAUAGAUGUAUUCAACGUGCACAUAAAUGAAGAUUCCUCAUUAGAUGAUAUUCUCACAAAUAUAUACAUCUACAUAGAGAAAAAUCUGAAGUUUGACAACUUCCUUCCAUCUUCUGAAGAAAUGUUGAAAGGAAAACUUCAACAACAGGAGAAAGAACAUUCCCUCGAAAAAGAAAAGCUGGCUACCAAGGAAAAUCAACUCAUUGCGGAAGAGAUAAGCAAAAAUGAUGAAUUAAUAAAAGUAGAGAAAAAGAGGCAGGAACUUCUACUGCAGCAUCAGCAACAGUAUUUUCAUAACCAAUCCAUCCCGCUGAGGUUCUACUUGAUUAAAAAUAUUCUUCCCAUUUUAACAGAUGCGUUAAUACAUAUUUGUCGCACCAAGCCCAAGAACCCCUGUCUGCACAUCGCGCAGUAUUUGCUCGAAAAUGCUCACAAGUACAACGUCGAGGAUGAUGCGCUCGAGGGGUUGCGUUCGGAGGGGCUGCGUUCGGAGGGGUUGCAUUCGGAGAGGUUGCAUUCGGAGGAGUCGGCCGAUCACGGGGGUUGA